AUGACAGACGAUCGUGUUGUUAGGUGGCUGAACGAGAUACGCGUUCUCGAUGGUGGUGUCGGGAGCGAGUGCCAAAAAAGAUCACAUCUUCCAAUCGAUGGUCACAAGGCAUGGAGUUGUCGGUUACUGAAAGAAGACCCGAACUUGGUAUGUGAAGUACACAAAAGCUAUCUCCGCGCAGGCUGUGAUGUUCUCUCGACCAAUACCUACCAGGCCUCACCGCCAACCCUGGCAAAAGCGCUGAAAAUCAGUGACUCGGAAGCAAGAGAACUCAUGCGACAUGCCGUUCGUCUGGUCCGAAGAGCAAUAGCCACGACAGACGAAGAGAGUUUUGCCUCGAACACGCAUCAGUGGAAGAAUCGUAAAUUGCCUGUAUUGGUGGCUGGCUCCCUUGGCCCCUAUGGUGCAUGUUUAGCCGACGGUUCCGAAUACUCCGGCAGUUAUGCAGAUAGGAUGACCUUUGACGAACUUGUGGAGUUUCAUUACGCCCGAGCAAAGAUCCUAGUGGAUGCUGGUGCCGAUUUCUUGGCGUGGGAAACUAUCCCCAUAUUGAUGGAAGUAGUUGCAAUAGUCGAGGUGAUGCGACGACUACCCCAAUCUCUUGCGUGGCUCUCUGUCGCCAGUUCCAACGGACAAACAACGGUUGGAGGCGACCCACUUCACCAGGUUGCUUUGGAAAUACAAAAGUGUGACCAAAUAUUCGGAAUAGGCGUGAACUGCUGUAUUGAGCACGAUAAAAUCGGGCUGGCAUUAUCCAAUCUCAACAUAGGACAAGAUGGGUGCGGUCCCGGUACGGACGACGGCUAUCACCCGCCUCCUUGUUCAAAGCGCCCAGAUCACCUGGAUAAGCUGUCCACAAAACCGCGCAAGCUCUUGGUACUGUACGCGAACAGUGGUGAGAUGUGGUUGCCCCCACCAAAAGGAUUAAGUCGAAGACGUGGACGUUGGGUAUGGCCACCGAACAAAGGACCGAGUGUUUGGGCACGUACGAUAGUCCAAUUUUCAAUGCGCCGCUGUGCAGAUUGGGAAAAAGAGUUGUUGAACGGUGUGGCUGUUCGACUAAGCGAUCCAGAAGCGGUCUAUCCAAAGGCACAAUGGGUGGGAGGUUGUUGUCGUGUUGGUCCUAUGGAAAUCCGUCAUUUGGCGAUCUUGAUGAAACCGGACGAGGUCCAAAAUAUUUUCCUUGAAACAGCCCUAACAAGUUCCUCUGUUCAAUCUCCCGCGUCGACUGUGUUAUUCAGAAGACAAUCAGCUCGAAAUAAGCGCAGAUUGCCAGGAAACUAUCGGAGAAGAAUUCAACCGCCACGGGCUGUGAAAACUAGACAUUCUGUUGGCCACAACCAAGAAAAACAUUGA
Molecule: messenger RNA, 1356 nt
Organism: Opisthorchis viverrini
Lineage: Eukaryota; Metazoa; Platyhelminthes; Trematoda; Opisthorchiida; Opisthorchiidae
Exons: 3
Coding region: 1-1356 (451 amino acids)
Biological process (GO): S-methylmethionine cycle
Molecular function (GO): S-adenosylmethionine-homocysteine S-methyltransferase activity; zinc ion binding
Source: RefSeq, a predicted model, not a curated record